AUGGAUAGACAGAUUUAUAUUAGACGGAUGGACGGAUGGACGGAUGGACGGAUGGACGGAUUUUCAGAAAGUUCAAAAGUUCAAAAGUUCAAAAGGGGAAAUCUCGAGGAAGAUAUAGAAAAUGAAGAAAAUGAAGAAAACGAGAAUGUCAAGAAGAGAGAGAGAAAGUUGAUAGAGGAAGAGGAAGAGGAAGAGGAAGAGGAAGAGGAAGAGGAAGAGGAAGAGGAAGAGGAAGAGGAAGAGGAAGAGGAAGAGGAAGAGGAAGAGGAAGAGGAAGAGGAAGAGGAAGAGGAAGAGGAAGAGGAAGAGAAGAAAAAGAGAAGAAAAGAAAAAGGGGGAAACUAUUUAAGAGUUAGGUAUUAG
This is a messenger RNA of Botrytis sinoallii, 363 nucleotides long. RefSeq lists its product as uncharacterized. Bases 1 to 363 code for a protein of 120 amino acids. The transcript has a single exon. The record is from RefSeq and is a predicted model, not a curated record. Lineage: Eukaryota; Fungi; Ascomycota; Leotiomycetes; Helotiales; Sclerotiniaceae.